Nilaparvata lugens (brown planthopper) is the source of this 772-nucleotide messenger RNA. RefSeq lists its product as uncharacterized. Lineage: Eukaryota; Metazoa; Arthropoda; Insecta; Hemiptera; Delphacidae. The annotation marks the transcript as partial. The record is from RefSeq and is a predicted model, not a curated record. The transcript is spliced from 5 exons.
UAGUCUAAUAUUAUCAUGCUUUUAUUUUUACAGAGAUAUGGCAACACCCGCUCAGGAAUUCAACCUUUGAAACAAGAAAACGAGAAAUUGGUACAUGAGUGUAAGAGACUGCGGCAAGCUUUAAGCGAGGAGCAGGAUGUCAACGAAAAACUUUUCAAAGAUUUGAAACAGCGUAUCCGUGCUCUAGAAAGCAACAAUUCUGACUUGGAGUUUGUCUGCUCCCAACAUUUAGAGAGAAUAGAUGAACUGAGUCAUCAACUAGCAGAAAAAGGACAGAAGAUCUUGCUGCUGAAGGGUAUCGGCAAGCCUACUUCCUCCUAUAAUAAGCUAUCAGUGCCAAAAACACAUCCCAAGAAACCUGCAUCAGGUGUCAGACAGGAAAGACGAUCUCCCGUCAAGUCGACAUCUACUGUGACGUCAUUGACCCAUCAUCCUGGUAGUAUUCCUACCUCAGGUGUGACGUCAGUGGCUGAUGUCUGUAACGCGUCCAAGAAGAAGAUCGACUCGCUGCUCAAAGAGUUGGUCACUUUGAAACAGGAGAAGCUCGGAUAUCUGGAGGAAAUCGCUGCUGUACAGAGUAGGGUAGCAGCCAGAAACCAAGAGAUCGAGCGUUUGCAACAUAUGUUAGAGUUGGCUCAUAACACUCCAAUGCCGACAGCUGGGAAAUGUCUGCUCAAUUGCUGUAAGGAACGCUGCUGUUGUAAUGCCAAUGCUAAUUCAGCUGGAAAUAGGUCCUCGUAUUUGGAGGCACAGCUGAGAGAACAGUUAACAG